This is a messenger RNA of Panicum virgatum (switchgrass), 933 nucleotides long. Its product is annotated as scarecrow-like protein 14. Lineage: Eukaryota; Viridiplantae; Streptophyta; Magnoliopsida; Poales; Poaceae. The transcript has a single exon. Gene Ontology annotation, biological process: regulation of DNA-templated transcription. Gene Ontology annotation, cellular component: nucleus. Bases 1 to 933 code for a protein of 310 amino acids. Gene Ontology annotation, molecular function: sequence-specific DNA binding; DNA-binding transcription factor activity. The record is from RefSeq and is a predicted model, not a curated record.
AUGGAGGACGACAUUGAUGAUAAGAUCUCUGAUCACCCUGCACUACUCCGGAUGCAGCAGCCCUUUGCUAAAAUCCUCUCCUCUACCUUUGGCACCAACAAUGCUGAUACAGAGCGGGCCAAUGAUUUGUUGCAUGGUGGCAGUGGUGAUGCACUCAACUCAGCCUUACCAGAGGGUACAAAUUCCAUGGGGGCAUUCUUGAAGGACAUGGAAGAGUCCAGCGUGCUCUUUCCUAGAGAGAACAUCUUCAGAAGGGAAGAGCUGGCGAAUCAGAUGCCCAGUGAAAGCAGCAAUAAAAGUAGGUUCAUGAAGAUGUACAAUCGAUAUGGUAAUCUAGAAGAGGUAAGGACCAGCAAAGCUGCGAUGGCAAUCAAGGUGCUGGAGGACACUUGUGUCCAUGAGAUGUUAGAUGAUAUGAUGUUAUGUGGCCAUGAGAUAUGCAUCAGAGACAUAGAGAAGCUGCGCAUUUCCAUGGCUAAUGAGGUGGAGAACAGUAGGAACAGGGGUGGUAGGAAGGUGGUGAGUAAUGUGGUGGACAUACGCACACUGUUGAUCCUUUGUGCACAGGCGGUGGCAGUAAACGAUCACACGAGAGCGCGUGAGCUACUGAAGCAGAUCAAGCAACAUGCAUCAGAAACAGGGGAUGUCACACAGAGGCUAGCUCAAUGUUUUGCCAAGGGGCUGGAGGCACGGCUAGUGGGCACGGGGAGCCAGCUUUGGCAACUGCUCAAGGAAGAAAGGCUCUCAAUCGUAGAGUUCCUAAAGGCACAUAACCUCUACAUGGCAGCCUGCUGCUUCAACAAGGUGGUGCUCGAUUUUUCGAUAAUGACAGUCAUGAAGGCCAUGGUGGGCGAGAGAAAACUGCACAUUGUUGACUAUGGAAUGAGCUAUGGGUUCUGUCGUGGUAUGCAAAUCCACAGCCGGGUGGCAUAA